This is a messenger RNA of Schizosaccharomyces osmophilus, 357 nucleotides long. It is a transcript of the gene rrg9, whose product is annotated as mitochondrial ribosome assembly protein Rrg9. The record is from RefSeq and is a predicted model, not a curated record. Bases 1 to 357 code for a protein of 118 amino acids. Gene Ontology annotation, cellular component: nucleus. The transcript has a single exon. NCBI's taxonomy places the organism in Eukaryota, Fungi, Ascomycota, Schizosaccharomycetes, Schizosaccharomycetales, Schizosaccharomycetaceae.
AUGCCAUCAUCUGGAUUGAAGUCUUUAGGAUUCAUACGCGGUCUGAACCAUCAAAACAGAAGCCUUUUCCAUCACGGACUUAUUCAAAAAAUGUACUACGAAACGAAUUCGAUUCCCGAUUGGAAAAAGCAAAAGCUCGCGUUGAAAAAAAAGGUACAGGGUGGUUGGAAUCCAAAGAAAAAGUUACCACAGGAAUCCAUGGAUGAAGUCCGGCAAAUGAAGCAAGAUGAUCCUUCAUUAACAUGCUCCGUGUUGGGGAAUCUAUAUGGCGUUUCUCCUGAAAGUAUUCGUCGAAUCCUGAAAGCUUCAAAUCGUGUACCGACUGAACGAGAACUGAAGCGCAAACAACAAAGGUGA